AUGGCGUCUUUGACCCGCUGUAUUAUGUGUCUGCCACAGAUUUCGUACCAUGGCAGCGCCGAGGGAGGAGAGAGUGACGACUCCGAGGGGGAGAACCAGGAACUUGCACAAAUCGACAGAGAAAGACGGAGAAACUGCGGCCUGACUCCACUGGCCACCAAUCAGCAGCACAACCAGAGCCCUCUGUCCCCGGCCCGACUGCGGCGCCUUCGCCUCCUCCUGGACGCCAACCUGGACCGCCACUCCUCCGAAGAAGAACUGGAGAGGAUCAGCUGCGGCGACAACAGGAAGUGGGUGUCUGCUUUCCACGGCCGCCACGGAGAUUACCACAGCAGUGCAUCCAGUGACGAGGAAGUGCGAGAACUUUGUGGAUGUGGAUCUCCAGCUGGGAGCAGAGCUGUGGAGCCCGGGGCCUGCCUGACCACUGCCCCCAGCCCGGUACUGUUCAGCUCCAGCCCCCCGCGGACUCUCAAACCCCCGUCCAUGAGGUUCCAGCUGCAGGUGGUGCAGCCGGUCACUCGGCCCAUCAUCCUCUCACACUUUGACCAGGCCGCACCGUACAGGAAGUACCGGCACAGCUACGGAGGAGAGCAGGGCCGGCCCAGUCUAGACCUGGAGAAGAUGCAACAGAAAAUGCUCCUAAAGAAGAACUGGGGAGGAAAAACACGGACGCUGAAGAUCCGAAACCUGAGCAGCAGCCGGCCGCCUCCUCGCUACACCUACGACCCGUCCAUAUUUGCGUUUCGAUCCCUGAGCACGGCGCCUCCAUGUAGCCCCCUAAACCCCAGCGAGGACCCGGCCUGCUCUUAUCCAUCCAAGUGUCCAGAUGUCGUUCCCAUUUUCCGCUCGUUCAAACUGAAUGAACAACAUGUGACGUGUGAGGAUCUGUCUCUGCGUCCAAAAGUCUGCGUCGCAAAGUGCCAGAGUCCCCCAUCUCUGCGUCGCAAAGUGCCAGAGUCCUCCAUCUCUGCGUCGCAAAGUGCCAGACUCCUCCAUCUCUGCGUCGCAAAGUGCCAGAGUCUCCCAUCUCUGCGUCGCAAAGUGCCAGAGUCUCCCAUCUCUGCGUCACAAAGUGCCAGAGUCCCCCAUCUCUGCGUCGCAAAGUGCCAGACUCCUCCAUCUCUGCGUCGCAAAGUGCCAGACUCCUCCAUCUCUGCGUCGCAAAGUGCCAGAGUCUCCCAUCUCUGCGUCACAAAGUGCCAGAGUCCCCCAUCUCUGCGUCGCAAAGUGCCAGAGUCCACCAUCUCUGCGUCGCAAAGUGCCAGAGUCCCCCAUCUCUGCGUCGCAAAGUGCCAGAGUCCCCCAUCUCUGCGUCGCAAAGUGCCAGAGUCUCCCAUCUCUGCGUCACAAAGUGCCAGACUCCUCCAUCUCAGCGUCGCAAAGGGCCAGGGUCCCCUAUCUCUGCGUCGCAAAGUGCCAGAGUCCCCCAUCUCAGCGUCGCAAAGGGCCAGGGUCCCCUAUCUCUGCGUCGCAAAGUGCCAGACUCCUCCAUCUCUGCGUCGCAAAGUGCCAGACGUCCCCCAUCUCUGCGUCACAAAGUGCCAGAGUCCCCUAUCUCUGCGUCGCAAAGUGCCAGACUUCUCCAUCUCUGCGUCGCAAAGUGCCAAAGUCCCCCAUCUCAGCGUCGCAAAGGGCCAGGGUCCCCCAUCUCUGCGUCGCAAAGUGCCAGACUCCUCCAUCUCUGCGUCGCAAAGUGCCAGAGUCCCCCAUCUCUGCGUCGCAAAGUGCCAGAGUCCCCCAUCUCUGCGUCGCAAAGUGCCAGAGUCCCCAUCUCUGCGUCGCAAAGUGCCAGAGUCCCCAUCUCUGCGUCGCAAAGUGCCAGAGUCCUCCAUCUCUGCGUCGCAAAGUGCCAGAGUCCUCCAUCUCUGCGUCGCAAAGUGCCAGACUCCUCCAUCUCUGCGUCGCAAAGUGCCAGCAGGCCAAAUGCCCAGUGUCUGCUUUCCCAACUUAAGCCAAAAGAAAAGGUGCAGGGUGUUUUUAAUCAGUCUUUAA
Molecule: messenger RNA, 1992 nt
Organism: Knipowitschia caucasica
Lineage: Eukaryota; Metazoa; Chordata; Actinopteri; Gobiiformes; Gobiidae
Source: the annotation of a GenBank genome assembly